GGGCAUGUAGGUGUUCCAGACACUAUUUACAAAACCAGGCUGGGGCCGAAUUCGGCCUUCACGCGGUAUGCCACCCCCUAAAGACUCCCUGGCUCCUGGAAAUCCAUUCUCUGUGCCUCUGCAUCUGCGCUCAAGUAACGGACGGUUACUCCUUCUCUUGGGGACCAGGAUCUAUCCAACAAAACCGAGUCCCUAGCAGCCUUUGCGUGGAGCGAUCCAGCCGAGCGACUACACAGUUUUAAAAAAGUUUUGAAGUGGGCCCUUUCUUCUCUCCUCUUCCACCCGUCUGAGUCCUUGCUCUCCACGGCAGGGACGCGGAAGGAGUUGUGGUGUGCGUGGGUGAGCUGCGUGGGCUCGGGGAAGAGCCCGCGGGCACUCCGGGGAAGGCGAGGGCGCACAAAAGUUGGAGCCCAAUCAGCACCGAGUCCAGCUCGCGAGUCCCAACCUUCAGGUGACCCCGCGCGGCGGCGGCGGCGGCGGCGGCGGCGACCAGAGCCCGCAGCAGCUCGGAGCGCCUCCGGGAGGAGAAGAGGCGAGCUCGGCGAAUCGUCACGGCCGACCCGAGCGCCGAGCUCAGCGGUCCGGGGCCGGGCGCGAGAAGGCGAGAGCCGGCCCACGCCUUCUCCCUUUGGCCGCCGCACACCGUGCAAGGCUGGCCCGGGGCGCCCGGGAGUGCGGGCCCGCGCCGCGCACCGUCGUCGCCCCUCCCCGCCGCCUUUGAACACUGGAGGUGUGCGUGGCUGCGGCGGCGGCGGGAGCGGCGAGUCGGGCCGCCGGGCUGCGCUUCGCCGGGGCGGCGGCGGCCGUGCGUGGGGCUCAGGAUGCGGCCGGGGGGCGCGCUGCUCGCUCUGCUCGCCAGCCUGCUGCUGCUGCUGCUGCUGCGCCUGCUCUGGUGCUCCACCGACGCGCCCGCCCGCUCCAGGCUCCUGGUGGAGGAGAGCAGGGACACAGCGCGCGGCACUCCCGCCGCGCUGAGGACGCUCCGGAGCCCCGCGACCCAGCUACCGCGCCCCACGAACAGCACAUACCUGUUUGAGAAGUCGCUCCAGCUGACAGAAACAUGCAAAAGACUGCAAGACGGCUUUCAGACUUUAUCUAGCAAACUAAAAAGGUAUUUAGAGAGUGACUAUCUUCAGAUUAUCAGAAAUAUACAGAGCUGUCCAUGGAAACGACAAGAAGAAGAAUAUGAGAAUUUUAGAGCAAAACUUGCUUCCUGUUGUGAUGCUGCUCAAAACUUCAUUGUUUCUCAGAAUAACACUCCGGCUGGGACCAACAUGAGUUAUGAGGUGGAAAGCAAAAACGAAAUCCUAAUUAGAGAGAACAUUUUUAAUAUGUUUCCAGUGUCUCAGCCUUUCAUGGAGUACCCCUACAAUCAGUGUGCAGUGGUUGGAAACGGGGGAAUUCUGAAUAAGUCUCUUUGUGGAGCUGAAAUAGACAAAUCCGACUUCGUUUUUAGGUGUAACCUCCCCCCAAUCACAGGAAAUGUUAGUAAAGAUGUUGGCAGUAAAACCAAUGUUGUGACUGUAAAUCCCAGUAUCAUAAAACUAAAAUAUGGGAACUUAAGGAAAAAGAAAGAAACAUUUCUGGAGGACAUUGCAACCUAUGGAGAUGCGUUCCUUCUUCUGCCAGCAUUUUCUUUCAGGGCCAACACGAUUGCCUCUUUCAAAGUGUACGACACCCUAAAGGAGUCUCAAGCAAGACAGAAGGUUCUAUUUUUCCAUCCCAAGUACCUGAGAAAUCUUGCCCUUUUCUGGAGAACUGAAGGUGUGACGGAGUUUCGCCUGUCCUCUGGCUUGAUGAUCACAAGUGUGGCAGUUGAACUGUGUGAGCACGUGAAGCUGUAUGGAUUUUGGCCCUUCUCUAGAACGGUUAAAGACACACCUGUCAGCCAUCACUACUAUGACAAUAACUUACCUAAACGUGGUUUUCAUGAGAUGCCUAAGGAAUAUAGACGAAUUCUCCAACUUCACUUGAAAGGAAUCCUCAAAUUACAAUUUAGCAAAUGUGAAAUAGCCUAAGCAUAGUGCUUUAAAUGGUAAUAGUUUUAAUAGAGUGCCAUAGGUGAGUAAUGGUGUUUCCCAAUGCUAAAAGCAUUGGGUGUAGGGCUAAUAGGAAGAGCCCCAAAACUUGGUUUGAGCAAAGCUCCCCACUAAGCUUGCAACCCAGCAGCUCAUGCAGUUGUCCUGAUCUUCAGUUUCCCUCCCUGUAAAAUGGGGACCAUGAUAUCUAACUCUAUCUAAUAAUCUAUGAAAACUCUUGGCAAAGGAUUGGUGUGAGGUAGGGACUCCAUGAAUAUUUCCUUGUUGCUCUCUAGAACUACCGGUUCCACGCUCAGCAGAGUGAUAAUAAAAGGCAUGCUGUUUUGAAGACCCUUCCUGGAGAGAACUGCUGAAUUGCCAGUUUUCACUGGGGUUCUUUCUCAAGCAGGCCUCUCUAUUAAUAAUAUCCUUCUCAUCCUCCUUCCUGUCCUAAAGAGUGCAUCUAAGAAAUUACAGCAAACCCUUGAUGAUUCAGGAAUGAAAUCCUCCUCUUUGGGUAGUAAUGUGCCUGCUUCUGAUUACCUUCACUAGGGUCAUUAGCUGCAAUGAUGUGUCCGGCUGGAUUUAGGCCAAUUGUUUUCCUCCUUUAUUUACAUUUUUAAAUCACUCUUCAUAGUUUAUAUUAAUUUCCUGCCUUCCUCUUAAGCCUUUUCCACUCCCACUCACAGGAACUGUUUUAAGAGCAUGAAGAGUUACAAUAGCCAGUUUUUCUUACCUGGUGUCUGUGGAGUCAUAUAUUCAGUUUAUUUUAUAAACAAAUUAUCCAACAGCUAUUUCAUGCCAGGCCCUGUAGCAAGCUCUGUGAGAGGGACCUAAAGGUGACCAAGUCCUGUAGGAGGAAACGGACAUGCAUAUGACCAACUGUUGUUAUGACAGCUAUGAAGAAAGUACUAUGAGGAACAGAGGCAGGAGUAAUUCAGUCUAUUUCAGUGGACUCUGUUUCGGAGAAGAGGUAAUUGCUGAAUAAAACCUAGAAAGUGAGUAAGGUUUUAAUAAAUGAAGAAGAUUCUAGGUAGAGGGAAUAUGAUGGGGGAAAAAGCAGUCCCCUUGAUUCUGAUUCACCAAAAUGAGGAUAUUUGAAGGUAAAUCAUGGUCUUUGCCCCAAGAACUAUCACUUGAAGAGAGGUUGUAGCAUAUGAGGAUGGUGGCUUGGGCCCACCUCUGAAACGGGAGUCAUUGUGACCUGAUAGAUUUCACAGGAAAACGGUAAGGAUUAAAAUACACCAAAACUUAAUUCUCAUAAAGAAAGGUAUAUAUUUACAUGAGAAAUAGGACAAAUAAUUUAAACAUCAGUAUCAAAUAAAGCUUAAGUUGUAUUGAUUAUUACCAUUUUCACACCACUCCCUACAUUAUGAUGAUACCUGUUAAUGUAGGUCAUCCCUUCAUCUACUGAAUAAGUUCUUUGAUGACUUAACUAAGUGACUACAUUUCUACUUUGCCUGUUUGUCUUUGUACCAUCAUGAGGAGGGCAGAAAUUGGGGUGGAGCCGACUUGUCAGCAUGCUGAAUUAAUUACAAAUAAAAUUCUGAAUUCUUAUCUUAGCCAGAUGAUUGUUUUACUAAAUGUUCCCUUUUAAGACCAUUCUGCUGUCAGUCACUUAUUUUGGCAAAGUACCUCGUUCCUUUCAUUGUUGUUGACAUUUUUUUUAUGCCAUUCUUUGUUCACAUUUUAUUCUUCUAUAGCAGAUGAAACCUAUUAGCUCCAUAAAUUGCUUAAAAAUUCAUAUAUAAAUAUUUUCCAAAAGGAGCAUGCUUUUAGUUACAUGAAGUCUAAUUUAUUUAUCUUUCUUUCUGUGCAAAUGAGUAAGUGGUUCUUUUCUAUUGCUUCUAAUGGAUUUAAUUUGUUUUUAAAACUCUGCUGGCAGUAUAAGUAAUGUCUAUCAUGUUACUAACGGUGAUUAUUAAAAAUAGAACAUUCUAAUAUUUUAUAGUUAGCAAAAUGCUUCUCUUAAAAUGUUUUCUGGGGAGUAGAACCUUAAACUUUUCUUUUUGAUGAUAUUGGAAAUAGAUGAUUAAGGAGUAAAAGUAAUAGAAUAUAUUGAAAUCAAUCAUUAAAUAUACAAUAUGGAGAUUUUAUACUAUGGUUUAAUAAAAAUUACAUAUGAUUAACACAGAACUUAAGUUUUUUCCCAUAUAACUUCCUCUUUUAACUUGGGAGAUUUUCUCUAUAAUAUCAAAAUAGAAUCUUUAAUGUCACCGAUACAAAUUUCAGAAGUUCACAAACUUCUUGGGGGCUUCGCAGGUGUAAUCUAAAACUAGUCCCUAUACACCGAACACAGCGAGA
This is a messenger RNA of Mirounga angustirostris (Northern elephant seal), 4322 nucleotides long. RefSeq names its product ST8 alpha-N-acetyl-neuraminide alpha-2,8-sialyltransferase 6 (gene ST8SIA6). Bases 822 to 2018 code for a protein of 398 amino acids. Lineage: Eukaryota; Metazoa; Chordata; Mammalia; Carnivora; Phocidae. Gene Ontology annotation, molecular function: alpha-N-acetylneuraminate alpha-2,8-sialyltransferase activity. The record is from RefSeq and is a predicted model, not a curated record. Gene Ontology annotation, biological process: N-glycan processing; oligosaccharide metabolic process. The transcript is spliced from 8 exons.